CUCUCUCACUCUCACUCUCACUCUCACUCUCACUCAUUCACUCUCUCCCUCUCUCGAUUGAAUUGAAAGGAAAAGAAAAAAAAGGAAGGGAGAAGGGAGAAGGGAGAAUGGGAAGAACACCUUGCUGCUCUAAGGUGGGUUUGCGGAGAGGCCCAUGGUCUGACAAAGAAGACAAAUUGCUCACUGACUACAUUCAGGCACACGGUGAAGGCCAAUGGCGAUCCAUGCCCAAGAAAGCCGGGCUACUUAGAUGUGGGAAGAGCUGUAGACUAAGAUGGAUGAACUAUCUCCGGCCAGGCAUCAAGAGAGGAAACAUCACCGCCGAUGAGGAAGACCUUAUUAUCCGACUUCAUACCCUUCUCGGAAAUCGUUGGUCUCUCAUCGCCGGAAGACUACCGGGUCGAACCGACAAUGAGAUAAAGAACCAUUGGAAUACCCAUAUGCAGAAGAAAUUCCAGAAACCAGAAAUUCUACAGAAUGCCAGAAAGAAGGCAUCGAAAAAGGCUGAAGAGGAGAAGAAGAAGAAGAAGAAGAACAAGAACAACAAGAACAACAACAGCAAUCCAACUGUCACCACUCUUUCCGACAGAGAAAAUAAGCAAAAGAAGAACAACGUUGUCGGUGAUUCCGACGGUGGGAUCAGCAAUAACACAAUCUAUAUGCCAAAACCUGUUAGAGUUUCCGUUUCUUCAUCGUCGUUGAGGAAAGACAACAGUUUUCAUAGUACGGAAAGCAUUGUAUCGAGCCAUGAAGAAUUUGAUAAAGAAGCUAAACCAGGAGAUUCAAAUCCGACAUGGCCAUUGUUUGAGCUUGAGCUUGAAGAUAUUAGUCAUGGAGUCGGUCAGAUUUGUGAUCGAGAUAUAUUCCGGGGCUAUGACCCUUCACUUCAAUGUUCAAUACCUACAAACAAGGACAUGCUAGAACAGGUGUAUGAGGAGUAUCUAAAGCUCCUGUAAGAAAGUGGGACUAAAAUGUCGUUUCCUGCAAUGCAUCUUCAUUUUCACCUAAUACCUGUAAACUAUUUUAUUUUUUUAAAUUAAUAAUUA
Ilex paraguariensis (yerba mate) is the source of this 1046-nucleotide messenger RNA. The record is from the annotation of a GenBank genome assembly. NCBI's taxonomy places the organism in Eukaryota, Viridiplantae, Streptophyta, Magnoliopsida, Aquifoliales, Aquifoliaceae.